AUGGCUGGAAAAACACAUAAUUCGAACGAUUAUGAAAUAGAAACGUCUGAAAAUAACCAAUCAUCAAGUUUAGAUGAAUUUCGAGAAAUGGUGGAUGUUGCACUUAAUUUAGAUAUGUCCACUGACACAAAUAAUGAUAAAACAUCUGUUGAUGAACAAAGUAUUAAUCAAGCUUUAUUAUCAUUAGAUAUUUGUGAUGAUAAUCGACAAAUAACUGCAAUUAGUACGACCACAGCUGUAUCAGUUGCAGACUUACCUAGUGGUAUAACUGAUAGUCUUAAUGUAGCUGCGAAACAAUUAUCUUUACUUUAUGAAAGUGUUGUGAAUGUACCAACAGCUGAAGAAGAUGAAGAUUUUAUUGAAGAUACAAUUGAAAGAGAAGAUGAAAUAGCUAAUAGUUUUGUUAAACCAUGCUCAGGACAAGAAGCAGCGCAACAUCAAUCUUCAUCAACUAUUCCUAAAGCAACAACUCAUAUAACUACCAGUGGUAAUCAACAACAAAAGCGACAUAUUAUGAUAAGUUAUAAUCGUUCAUCACGUGAAACAUGUCAGAAAAUUUAUGAUCGUCUUGUGGAAAGAAAUUAUAAAGUUUGGAUGGAUCUAACGGAUAUGGGUGAUGAUAUACUUGUUAGUAUGGCUCGAGCUGUAGAAAAUUCUUAUAUUGUACUUCUUUGUAUAAAUCAAAAAUACUACGAAAGUGAUUAUUGUCGAUUAGAAGCUGAAUAUGCAGCUGAAAAUCGAAUUAAAUUUAUUCCAUGUUUAAUGGAAGAAUCUUUUCGUGCUGAAAGUUGGUUGGGUAUUAUCAAAGGUUCGAAUGUUCAUAUCGAUUUUUCAUUACUCGAAAACUUUGAUCAAUCAUUUGAAGAAUUAAUUCGUCAAAUAACAUAUGUUGAAAAAAAAUUAUCAUUGCAACCUCGUCGUACUCCUGCACCUUCUUCAAUGGUUAAUCCAAUGAAAUCAGUAACAAUGUCUACAUCACAUACAGCAGCAUCAACAUCGACAAAUGAUGUAAACUCUCGUCGUUUUGACGCUAUUAUUCGUGAAUAUAAAGAGUCAAUAAAAAAAAAACGACACCAUGUAGAUCGACUAAAACGAAACGAACUGUCAGGUCUUAUUGUUAAACUUCGUCAAGAACUAUUUACUGAAACGUCACAAGUAUUAUCAGAUAGUGAUAGAUCAGAUGAAGAAGAUGAAAAACAACAAAAUAAUGACAAUCAACUUUUAGAACAUCUUUUAAGUAGAACACUUGAUCAAAAUGAUUUAUUAUUAAGAUUAGUUGAUCGUUUAACAACACCACAACCUACCGAGCAGAAUAAUACACAUAAUUUAGAUGUGAAUGCAAUUUUGAAAGUGAUAUUAGCUAUUAUGCUUUUAUGGGCAUUAAAUAUAUUAUACCAUAAAGAAUAA
This is a messenger RNA of Rotaria sp. Silwood2, 1407 nucleotides long. NCBI's taxonomy places the organism in Eukaryota, Metazoa, Rotifera, Eurotatoria, Philodinida, Philodinidae. The record is from the annotation of a GenBank genome assembly.